Messenger RNA from Eutrema salsugineum, 1130 nucleotides. RefSeq names its product gamma carbonic anhydrase-like 2, mitochondrial. The transcript has 2 exons. Lineage: Eukaryota; Viridiplantae; Streptophyta; Magnoliopsida; Brassicales; Brassicaceae. The coding region runs from base 143 to 916 and encodes 257 amino acids. The record is from RefSeq and is a predicted model, not a curated record.
CGUGAAGGCCCAAUACUACUCUGCGUACGGCUCAUUUUUUCAGAUUUCGAAGAAUCUAUCUCCCGACGGCCCCUCUCUGUCUCCUCCUCCGGAAAGCUUUCUCUCUCUCCAGAAAUCGUUGAAGAAUCCUGAUUACAUAGCAAUGGCGACAUCGUUAGCUCGAAUCUAUAGAAGAGGAGUCACCUCAGCUGUGUCUUCGAAUCUGAUUCGGCGUUACUUCGCAGCGGAAGCGGUAGCGGUGGCGACGACGGCGGAAGUUCCUAAGCCGAAAUCGGAGGUGACGCCGUCGCCGGAUCGGGUGAAAUGGGACUACAGAGGCCAAAGACAGAUCAUUCCUCUGGGUCAGUGGCUACCGAAGGUCGCAGUCGACGCCUACGUGGCACCUAACGUUGUGUUGGCCGGUCAGGUCACCGUCUGGGACGGUUCGUCCGUGUGGAACGGUGCCGUUUUGAGGGGAGAUCUCAACAAGAUCACCCUUGGAUUCUGCUCAAAUGUCCAGGAACGGUGUGUUGUUCACGCCGCGUGGUCCUCCCCAACAGGAUUACCAGCAGAUACAUUGAUCGACAGGUACGUGACAGUAGGUGCAUACAGUCUUUUAAGAUCAUGCACUAUCGAACCCGAAUGCAUCAUCGGGCAACACUCGAUACUAAUGGAAGGUUCACUGGUCGAGACCCGGUCAAUCCUGGAAGCUGGUUCUGUUUUGCCACCUGGCAGAAGGAUCCCAUCUGGUGAACUCUGGGGAGGCAAUCCAGCAAGGUUUAUUCGAACACUCACCAAUGAAGAAACCUUAGAGAUCCCGAAACUCGCUGUUGCCAUUAACCACCUUAGUGGAGAUUACUUCUCUGAGUUCUUACCUUACUCUACUGUGUAUCUAGAGGUUGAGAAGUUCAAGAAGUCCCUUGGGAUUGCCGUCUAGAAAGCUUUCCUUUUCCAGGUUUCUGGCUACUUCCCUCAUUUUAGAAAGCUUCCUUUUUGCAUUCGGUUUCGAGUCUGAUCUGAAUAAGUAGCUGCGGAACAACAACAAAAAUGCAAAGCUGUGUUUCGAAUGUUGUCUUCUCUGUUUGUUUUUGUUAAAUUCAUAUCCUUGUGUUCAGACUUUCUAUAUAAUAUGAUAAUGGUGAAAACUGAAA